Frieseomelitta varia is the source of this 1623-nucleotide messenger RNA. RefSeq lists its product as uncharacterized. The record is from RefSeq and is a predicted model, not a curated record. Lineage: Eukaryota; Metazoa; Arthropoda; Insecta; Hymenoptera; Apidae. The coding region runs from base 528 to 1217 and encodes 229 amino acids. The transcript has 7 exons.
AGAGGUGUAAAAAUGUGUCCAGAGAAGAAAGAAUAAAAUUUAUGUUCAUUCUAGCCUGAGUUGAAACAUUCAUCGAGUAUAUUUGAACUUGGCUAAUUCUAGACGUGAUAAUUGGUAAAAUUUUCAAAAAUCAAGUACACUCGAUUCACCUGUAAACGAAGGAACAAAUCUUUCUUGUGGGACACAAGACGAGACAGAGAGGGAGAGAGAGAGAGAAUUCAUCACUGCCGGUGGUUCAGAUUCGGUGACCUCGAUCCCCAAUCCGACUUCUCCUUUCACUCUAGCACUUCUCUCGAGAGCUCUUUCUCGCACCUCGGCGCGAUUGCAUUCUACCGCCGUCCGCCGGAGUAGACCGGCUCGACGUCGCGUUGCCCCGGUCGUCGGACACGAAGAACGCUCAAGAUUUCACUUUCGCAGAUUCUGUCAGGCACAGUUGGGGAGUGGAUGGCUCUGUGAUUGAGGUUUUCAGUUGCAGAAGAUCAUCGUUGGCGAUACCUGGCGACUCGAACAGGGAUUUACGUGUUUACAUGCAGGCAAGAGGUUUCUCUGGCGAAACGAUGCCGAGGACGAAGGACGUCCUGGUGAAGCUGUGUAUUCUGCUGCUUCUUUACGAACGCGCAACGUGCCUCGUCAUUCCGGAGGAAUUGCCCACGAUACUUUCCUUGGUCUACUCGAACAUUCCGCCGAUAAAGAAAGGUACCGACUCGAGGAUAGGCGUUGGCUUCCGGCUCGGCGAGCACGCGGAUUUUCAGAUACUGCUGGAGCUGGGCCCGCAAACGGAGACCGAGUCGAUAGGCAAUGCUGACUCCAAGAGACGUCGAGACGCGAUGUUGAGCGCCGCGAUGAAGGGAGAGCUUGGCCCGUUGGCUCAAGCGGUGGCCAAGUAUCAGCUGGAGCGCAAGUUGCAGAAGGAACUGGAGAAAUCGAAGAAGACUGGGGAGAAAUUGAAUACCGUGGUCGUGCCAGGGAACGACGAUAAAAAAACCGCGGCCAGUGAGUGGCUGACAAAAUGGAGCAAGGAAAUGGGGGAGGAUAAACCGUCCUUGGACGACGUUUCCGCUGAAAGGGACAAUGUCGACGUUCGCGAUAAGCCGGCAGUGCAAAGGAUAGGUCAGCCUCCAGUACCGAAUGACAAGAGAAACGCAAUCUCCGACUUGAAGAAGCUGUACGAGUCGCGAAACGACACGGAGACAGACAAGAGAGCCAUUAAAUUCUGAUGGAUAAACUGCUGAUCAACUGUGCGUGUGAUGAAAAGUGAAAGUAAUGAAGCGCGCCAAAAGGCUAAACUGAUUAACGUUUCAGAUGCCAAAGAAUUUUGAACCUGCACACAGGGGAAAGCGUGUCGAACCGUGAAAGCUUCUAGCCUUCUCUGGCGAGAAAUAAAUGUAAUUGUUGAUACAAAAGAUACGAAAACGACAUUACUAAUCGUAAUAUAUUCGUUCGUGUUGAUUCAAUGCGUGAUAUUCAAAAUUAUGGUUGGGGACGGGAUGUUAUACACGAGGUAUUUGCAAACAAUUUUGAAAAACUCUAUUGAAAAAAUAGUAUAAGUUACUAUUUGUAUUUUUUGUUUUGACUUUAUUUCUCUAACAAUAAGUCGAAUAAAUUGCGAGACCUUUUCUUGAA